Messenger RNA from Amoebophrya sp. A120, 3035 nucleotides. Lineage: Eukaryota; Dinophyceae; Syndiniales; Amoebophryaceae. The record is from the annotation of a GenBank genome assembly.
GUCAACACUCUACAUCGCUCGUUAUUUUUGGUAGAUGCAGAUGAUUUGGUGUAGCGGUAAGUAGAAGCCAUUUCAUUUUCUUUGAUCAACAUCAAAGCAAUAGAAGAAGCAAACUACUUUGACAGACAAGUUAUCAAGCCAGUAUGGGCGCCAAAAAGGGGGGAAAGGGGUCGUUCUCCUGGUCUAAGCGCGACCCAAAUAAGCCGAGACUAACGGAUGAAGAGAAGCGUGCCAAGGCGAAGAUUCAUUUGGAAGCCUUUCGGGCCGCAAAGCAAAACGGAAAAUUUCCCGACAAGGACAAUCCCGGGAGCUGCAAUGCGAACCACGAAUCGACCUCGGCACUGACCCACAAAGAGAAGCUGAAAUACGAGUAUCAGGAAAAAGAGCAGCGGAAGGAAAUGGUGAAGAACGCGAUGCUGAUUCAGGAAAAAAAUCCUGAUCUGCGGGUGCAGUCGGUUAUAUGGAAGUGUCAGAAUCGAAAUUGACAAAAUCGAAAAACUUGUGAUGCAUAAGAUCGAUACCAGUUGGAGCCUCAGUUUGCAAGCGGCGCAUGACAAAUUUCGCGAGCACCCAAGUCCAGUCUGUCACGCUGUUUGGGUAAAGGAGACAGGUCCUGUCAUGCUACAAUGGCAGCGCAUUGCAUACUCCUAAACAGGCUUGCGAUCGAUCUCAUUUGCCUGCUCCCCAAUACAGGCCUCCAGUGCCCUGCAUUUUAUGCAUCACAGAUUUUUCGACUUUGUCGAUUUCGAUCCUGACACAUCCAUGGGCUAACCACAAUUCGCUGAUGUUCGGGAAAAAGAUGCAGCGUGAUGGUGUUGAUGACGACGAGGAAAGCGAUGCUGAAGCUGGUGAAAACGACAGACAUUUUCUCGGGUCAAAACGAAGUAGAGAGAAUUCGUCUGAGGAAGAAGGUGGUGAAAAUCGGCAGCAGCAUUUCAGCAGCCGUGCGGCUACCGCGAGAAUAAACAUCAAAGAUGAUUUCAACGCGCAGCUUUGGGAUGCGCAUGCAAAAUCUGCCAGCGCAAGCACUGCGAGGAGCGGGACAAAAGGAGCCGUCGCUCAGCAAGCAACGACAAUGACCUCGACCGGGGCAACCGCUAAAAUAAAUUUGUCUUCUGCAACAGCAAGCAAACCGUCUGGCAGUUCAUUUGAACAAGAGGAAAGGGAGUUUGCCGUGGCUUUGAAUUGGCACGAGAACUUGGAAUUUCUAGCGACGGCGGAGUUGGAGAUUAUGCGGCAGUAUUUGGAAAAUAGCAAAAGGCAACUGCAGAAAGCGGCGACGGACUUUGAUAAGAAAGACCAGAGCGAAGACACAACCGCAACGACGCUGCAGUUUCCUCAGCUCGACGACUACAAUACGAGUUUGCUGAAGUUUUUAGUGAAAAAAAGGUUUAACUUGCAGGUUUUACCACCCGUGAAACAGUCUCUGGCAACCUCAAGGGUGACGAAUGACGUUGCAAGUAGGAGAUGUGGGGGCAUUCGCGUGAAAAUUCCGUCGACCGUUUCCAAUGCAGCGUUUGCUCCUUUCGGCCGACGGAGUGCUAGAACCGCUACUGAUGCUGGCGACGAGAAGAGCAGCAGCAGUGCAACACUUUCCAUGACCCUCCCUUCCAUGUCUAUCGUAGACCUGGUUUGCACCUCAACCGGCGCAGCGGAGGUGCCGAUCACCAUGGGAGUGGAGCAGACGUUUGCAGAGGAAAGAUUAAGGCAGUUGCUGCGCAUGACAAAGAACUCAACCAGAACUACUAGCAAGAGCGAUCUGCUCUUCAUCAGCGACACGAUUUUCAAAAAGCAUUACGAGGACAACGACAGCGACAGCAACUCUGACGAGAGCGAUAGCGGUGAGAAUUUCAUCGGCGGGCCACCGAAGAAAUUGCUCCAAAACACCGCGAAAAGGAGGAGAGUGGAUGAUGAAAAUUCUGCUGCGGGGGAUACGGCUGGUAGAAUACAACACACCGCGUCCUCUACAACAUCAUCUGCUGUUGUCUUUCCGCACUACAACUUCGAGCGUUUUCGCGAACAGGAAGGCAAGUCGUGGAAGGAGAAUUGGGCGACGGCGAAGUGGCCAAGCCUGAAACUGGACAACCGCGCCCAACCGAUCGAGGUAGACACGAUGAACGGGGCUGUUUUGUCCUUUCUCUUCACGCCGAGGGACUUCGCGAAGGAGAAAGAAGGGCUGGAACUCCUGCUGGAAAAUUUUCCACCGAGGAGAAACGGUGGCGAUUCCGAUCUUCCUGCGAACACAGUGGGAGAGAUUAUGAAGAUGAAACCCAUCUCGCUGCGGUUGAUCCGAACAGAGAACUUCAACAAGAGCAAGAAGAGAAGUCCCUGGAAGUUGAAGAUGAAGGGGCUGCUGGAGAACAUCGAGUAUUGUAUUGGGACUCAAAACAGCAAGUCACCACUGUUCUGGAUGGAGAAGGAAUUUGAGUUUUCGGAGAGCUCACAGCGGAUCUGGAUCGCAUUCCUGGACGGCUGCAAGGUGGUGGUGGGCACGUACCCAGGCCUGCUGCAAAAUAAGAUCGCGGAGUUCCAGGUGGUGAAACCGACGGAGGACGGAAGUAGUGAAGAGGGAGAAGUAGACGGGAACGAUGGCACCAGCAACGGCGUUAGCAUGACAAAAGUUCGAUUCGGGUUUGUCGGUGGCGAGAAGGGAGGGCAGUCAAUAUUUGGCUUCGGGCGUGCAGUGCCGACUGUCACGAGUAUCAGUCUGCAGCCCAGGAAGUUGACAGAUUUGCUGUGGACGAACGUAGAAAAGGAAGUGCCGUCCAAAGAUACGUCCGCUUUUCUGAAUGCCAAAAGUGUGAAUUUGAGUCUCUGACUAUGCUGCUCAGAAGAAGGCUGAUGCUGUUGAUGAUCGAUGACUGAAGAAGAAACACUAAAUGAAAAUGAAAGACGCAGUCUUUUGUUCGCGACCAGGAAUGAACAACAAGGGGAAUGAAAAUCAGGCCUGUGCCAAAGCAGAGACACGUGUUGUGGCUUCUCCUACUUGCGUUCUUGGUUGCCGUUUAAAUCGAUGCAACGGACGAUGGAAAUCG